AGCGCGUUACGGGCGUCAGCGCGGCGAAGGGAACGGCGGGGCUCCGAGCUGUGGAAGGUGAAGAGCGGAUUCCAUUCGAGGGUCACUUGGUAGGGGACUUCCCGAGGUCCUGUCCCCAGGCUGCAGUGACUGGGCUUUCACUGGCGUGGAAGGUGCUGGAAGGCAGAUCGGCUACCAUGUCCACAUUCAGGCAGGAAGAUGUGGAAGACCAUUAUGAGAUGGGGGAGGAGCUGGGCAGCGGCCAGUUUGCCAUUGUGCGGAAAUGCCGGCAGAAGGGCACUGGGAAGGAGUAUGCAGCCAAGUUCAUCAAGAAACGCCGCCUGUCAUCCAGCCGGCGGGGGGUCAGCCGGGAGGAGAUCGAGCGGGAGGUGAACAUCCUGCGGGAGAUUCGGCACCCCAACAUCAUCACACUACACGACAUCUUUGAGAAUAAGACCGAUGUGGUGCUCAUCCUGGAGCUGGUCUCUGGUGGGGAGCUCUUUGAUUUCCUGGCCGAGAAGGAGUCGCUGACGGAGGACGAGGCCACUCAGUUCCUUAAGCAGAUCCUGGAUGGCGUCCACUACCUACACUCCAAGCGCAUCGCCCACUUUGACCUCAAGCCCGAAAACAUCAUGCUCCUAGACAAGAACGUGCCCAACCCACGAAUCAAGCUUAUUGACUUUGGCAUCGCUCACAAGAUUGAAGCCGGGAACGAGUUCAAAAACAUCUUUGGCACCCCAGAAUUUGUUGCUCCUGAGAUUGUCAACUAUGAACCCCUAGGUCUGGAGGCGGACAUGUGGAGCAUUGGCGUCAUCACCUAUAUCCUUUUGAGUGGCGCGUCCCCAUUCCUGGGUGAGACCAAGCAGGAGACCCUGACCAAUAUCUCAGCCGUGAACUAUGACUUCGAUGAGGAGUACUUCAGCAACACCAGCGAGCUGGCCAAGGACUUCAUUCGCCGGCUGCUUGUCAAGGACCCCAAGAGGAGAAUGACUAUCUCCCAGAGCCUGGAGCAUUCCUGGAUCAAGGCGAUCAGGCGGCGGAAUGUGCGGAGGGAAGACAGUGGCCGGAAGCCGGAGCGACGGCGCCUGAAGACAGCCCGCCUCAAGGAGUACACUAUCAAGUCACAUUCGAGCAUGCCCCCCAACAACACCUACAUCAACUUCGAGCGCUUCUCCAAGGUACUGGAGGAGGUGGCGGCGGCCGAGGAGGGCCUGCGUGGGCUGGAGCACAGCCGGCGGCUCUUCCAUGAGGACAUCGAGGCACUGACAGCCAUCUAUGAAGAGAAGGAGGCCUGGUACAGGGAGGAGAACGAGAGCAUUGGCCAGGACCUGCGACGGCUGCGGCAAGAGCUACACAAGACCGAGGCCCUCCAACGGCAGGCCCAGGAGGAGGCCAAGGGUGCCCUGCUAGGGGCCAGCGGGCUCAAGCGCCGCUUCAGCCGCCUUGAGAACCGCUACGAGGCUCUGGCCAAGCAGGUGGCCUCCGAGAUGCGGUUUGUGCAGGAUCUUGUACGCGCCAUGGAGCAGGAGAAGCAACAGGAGGUGGAAUGUGGCCUCCGCUAGGGCCACAUGUGGGGGGUGGGCCCAGAGGGUUCUGGUGGUGGGUGUCCCCUUCACAGCCCUGGAGCCAGGCCCUCUGUCAUUAUCUGGCUCUAGAGAGUUCCCGGGCUGGGGCUGAGAUGGGAAGAGGCUGGACUGGGUGGGAUGUGCUUCAUGGGGCCCAGAAUUCACUGCUGAGAGGAGGGGCUUGGCCGGCUCUGCCCCAGGAAGACUAUGCUGUUCUGGGCCUCCUCUGCACAGCCUGUCUCCCUCUGGCUUAGCUUCCCCUAUCCCCCCACAUCUCUCUCUCUCUCUCUCUCUCUCUCUCUCAUUCUCACAACAAUGGUGACGGGGUGGGGUGGUGGUGGUGCUUCUGGGGUAGUGUCAUCUCUGGAACUCUGAACUCUGCAAAGGGUUGGUACCUCCAAGAUGGACUGGCCAUGGUGGACCAGAUGCUUCAUGCCUGGCCCAGUGGCAGGGUGGCAGCCUGCAUGUCCCGGGUCAGGGGGCUGCAGGGCAGUCAGAGGACAUGGAGCAGGGCCUGGUCACCAUCUUCAGGCCCUCCCUGCCCACCCCAGCACACCCAGCCUCAGGGCGGGUUUCUGAGGGCCCCUGCAUGCCCCAGGGCUCAGAAUUGGAGGGGCCUCUGCUGGAUAUGGGCCUCUCCUGCGAGCUGAAAGGAAAUGAAGCCCGGAUUCUGACAUUCAGCCGUUGUCUGUGCUUGGGCCAGGUUGGGCAGCCAGCUUUGGGUCACCUGGUGCCGGGGUUGCGAGCUUGAUCCCCCUCUAGAGAUGGGAGGUGGCUCCUCCAGGGUCAGUGGUGGAGGGGGCCUCUGAGCACUGUUCUUCCCAGUCCCUUGCUGGGGCACUCUGGACUCUGAACUGGCACCAUGGCCAGAGCUGAGGAGAUGACCCAGCCCUUGAGGUGUCAGUCUGGAGGUAGUAUGGGGAGUAGGAGGGCAUUGUGGCUAAGCAUGUUGCCUAGGUGCAGUAAAGGAAACAUCUGCAAAAGCUGGGUCUGUUUCUUUCUUGAGGCCCAGGAACUCCCUGGGUGAGGCAGGUCUUGGGGGUCAAGCAGCUGGGGACAGGAGUAAAGAGCUGUCAUCCACUCUGUAGCCCUCCCCAGUGUGGAGCCAUCUCCUCUUCACUCCCUCAUAAUGCCAGGUGCAAGUUUCUCAUGACGCAGUUCCUGAAGUGCCAACGCCACCAGUGGAGUCCCUUCCCUGCCUCAGUUCCUGGCCCUGCCCUACCAGCCCCUGCCUCGUUCCUUUCUCCAGUCUUUUUGAACUCUUAGGGCUCCAGGCCAGCAUCCCUAGGUAGGGACCACAUGGAGUAGUCGUAGUUGCAAAAGGCUCAUGGGCCCAGCGUCCCUUUCCCCAGAGAGCCCUAGGACUCCUUAGCACCCUCAGACGCUGUGCUGUUCUGUGUGGGGAGAAGCCCAUUUGACUGCCUCUGCCUCUGCUGGUUUCCAAGCGCAUCUGGCUGGGAACCCUCAGGAGCCCUGCCCUGGACUAGUGGGGUUGAAGAGGGGUUGCAGUGGGCAGUGCUGUCAUGUGCCACUAGGUGCUGCCCUUGAGCAGGAUCUUGUACCUCCUAUGCAAGUUCUCCAAGGUCCAGGCUUGAAUAAAAUACGGGUCCCUAGCUGGUGGCCACUCUGAGCUCAGAGAUCUCUGCUGCAGGUUGGGUUAAGGGAGGGACACCUGUGUAGACCCUUCACCCCCAGAAAGGAACGAGGCAGGGGCUGGUAGGGCAGGGCCAGGAUCUGAGGCAGGGAAGGGACUCCACUGGUGGCGUUGGCACUUUACCCCCAGCCUGGCCAAGUGCAGGGAAGAACCAGGCAGGUGGGGCUUGUAUUCCUGCCGAGGCUGCUGACCAAGGCUUCUGCUACCAGGACACUGCCAAGGCUGAGGCAGGGUCUUGAGGCCUGCCUGUAGGGUCCGGUGGAGGGGGUGGGAUCCACUGCACCCCCUCCAUGAGCUCCAUUGCAAUGCAUAUAACACCUCUGCAAACGUGUCUGCUGUGAGCCGAAAGGAAAUAAAGCUCCAAUUCUGACAUUCA
This is a messenger RNA of Eptesicus fuscus (big brown bat), 3574 nucleotides long. RefSeq names its product death associated protein kinase 3 (gene DAPK3). NCBI's taxonomy places the organism in Eukaryota, Metazoa, Chordata, Mammalia, Chiroptera, Vespertilionidae. The transcript is spliced from 9 exons. Gene Ontology annotation, biological process: positive regulation of apoptotic process; intracellular signal transduction; protein phosphorylation. The record is from RefSeq and is a predicted model, not a curated record. Gene Ontology annotation, molecular function: protein serine/threonine kinase activity; ATP binding. Gene Ontology annotation, cellular component: cytoplasm; nucleus. Bases 177 to 1541 code for a protein of 454 amino acids.